Molecule: messenger RNA, 210 nt
Organism: Racocetra persica
Lineage: Eukaryota; Fungi; Glomeromycota; Glomeromycetes; Diversisporales; Gigasporaceae
Source: the annotation of a GenBank genome assembly
GCCCAUUUUCCCUGCGGCAGAGUGGUUUUAGUUGGUAUAUUUCAUCUGAUCAGAAAAUCACAAUUUACCCAACAUUAAAGAUUGAUACUUUAAUUAUUUCCAUAUUUAAGCUUGUGAAAAUGAUAGACAUUCAUGUAAAAUGUCAAAGUAUCCAGAGUAAUAAGGUAUAUAACAUGUAUUUUAAAACGUAUAGAGCACUCAUGACAGCAG